GUAGUGAGCGCGGCAUUCUGUCAUCUGCUUUGCCGUAUCUGACCUGCACAUGUAUAAUCACCGAAGGCCUGAACUAAGCGCGGAGGAACAGGCCUGAAGGAUCAAAUAGUAAGCGGGGGUUAUCGGGGCUCAAUGACAAGCAUAGGAGCAUCGCAGCAAGCAUUCGAAGGCCCACAUACAUACGAUUCAAAUCCCUUGCCCUCCGCUCGGAGGAGAUUUUAUUAUGCUUGGCCAGGCAGAGGACCAGAACGGUGGCGCACGCGAGUAUGACCACGGCUGGAAUGUGUCAUGACCCAGCGAGAUGAAGAGUAAACAACGACAGGCUUGCCGGCCAAUUGCGCUCCCAAUUGCGUCUCACAUGAGUGUCUCACACGAUGGACGAUUGCCAGGUGUUAUUAGGAUCAUACCCGUAUAAUAUCUCAGCAUGCACGUUUUCUCUUCAUCGAACAUGGGCCAUGGACCUCUCCUCGUGUAUCGCUGCUUCGCGCGAUGCUUUUCUCCUAGCAUUGGCUGGGGAUGCAAAGCCAUCAUCACCAAGCGGAAACGCCGUCGCCACCAUCAUGGACCCCAGCAAGCUGACCGAACUGACCCUCCUAUCCAAGUACAUUGUCGAAACGUACGCGGCCGCUCCGCUGGCACAACAACCACACCUGGCCGUCGACCAGGAUGGCAAGCCCGCCGCCGGGCUCACGCUCGUAUCCAAGUUCUACCCCGUGGACGCUGCUAGCGGCGGCGGGAGCAGCAGCCUCGACGGCAGCUCCGUGACCCAUACCGUGGCCAAUUACUCGUACCCGCGAAACGACAGCGCCGCCGCGUAUACGACCGAUCGGCCGUCGACGGGCAAGUCGGCCAGGUCCUCGGUGGGGUCUAAUGGGUCGUCACCGGGCCUCACUGAUGAUCGUACGAUAUCCGAGGUGUCCUUCGACGACGACUAUCAAUGCCAUACAUAUACCUCGCGGCUUUGGGACAGUUUCUGGACCCAAGAAGCUUUGCAGCAAUCCAUGCAACAGCCUGGGAUGCCAUCCAAGAACCACUACCCAGACACGAUCCCACCGCUCAACCCAUCUCGUCGACAACUGUCUCCGGAAAACCAGGGGCAGCCGUGGCCAUUGCCGGGACGCGAGCACUGGGGACGCCAGAUGUAUCCUCCACCCUUUCGCCCGCCGCCGCCGCGAACAGAGUCGCCGAGUGUGUACUCAGAUACCCCCGCCCGCUUAUCCCCCGAAACUACGUCAAGCGAAGCGGCUUUCCGAAAUCACCGGCCGCCGCCGCCGCCACCGCAGGCAGCCUUACGAUCAGUCCGCCCUCCUCGACCAAACCAGGGCGUUGUUGCUCAUCAGGGGCCGUAUCGCUCUGCUGCCAGCCAAGGGCGCAGUGUUCCCAUGGGACCCUCCACAGCCAAAAGCGUACCUCUAGUCCCGCCUUUGGCGAUGAAGGCGAGGCCCCUGCAGCUCACAGCACAACAGGCGAAGCGGCCGCCUGAUGCUCGUCCUAGCCCACUCCACGCCCCGAAACCGAGUAUGUACAAUAUGGCAACAUCGUCGUGCACCAGGCUCCCGGCAGCCGGCGUCAACGCCCCUACCCCGCGUCGCCCACGUCAACACAGGUCCAUGACCGACCUCCUCAACCGCCCUUUGCCCCCUCUGCCCGAACCCACCCCAGAGCCGCAAUCGGUGUUCGAGGACGACUCGUCCGACGAGGACCGAGAUAGUGACCAGCAACGUUCCUUUCACCUCUUUCACGGACGCUCUUCCAGCGACCAUCGCCGCCCAUCUAAAAGCCCGACGUCGAAUUCAACAAAACAAGGGAAUCGUACUCUUCCUCGGGCUCCGGCUCCGCCUCGGGUGCCGCCCAAGUGGCAGCAGCAGCAGCAGCAGCCGCAGCCGAAUUGCCAUUGCAAGAAGCCAUCUUUUGAGUGGAAGCGACAGGACUCCAACGUGUUUGGCCGAGUGUUUGGACAACGCCACGGAUGACAGUCAGUACCGAGGCGCUAAGCGGGCCGCCACUCCCACGGCGCUCCUCGUUGUUUACAGGGAUAUAUGGAGUAUCUUCUUGGGUCAUAUUUCAUGCUUUUGCACUUCCAGUUAUUUACUUCCAUCCUUUCUCUUCCGUCAUCAUGGGAAGUAUAGAGCUUUAAGCGGGCAUUGUUUGGCGCAUUGAAAUUCGGCAAACUUGAGACAUUCGACGGGCCUGGAUCGAGAACCUAUUAAAGUAUCAAGUAUGUACUGCCUGCUGAGAAAACACGGUGACAGUGCUGUCUGCAGGGCGAUACGCAGCAGCACGGUCCACCGACGAAAUAUGAUAAUUUGUGUUUGCGCGGAU
Purpureocillium takamizusanense is the source of this 2322-nucleotide messenger RNA. RefSeq lists its product as uncharacterized. The coding region runs from base 375 to 1973 and encodes 532 amino acids. The transcript has a single exon. The record is from RefSeq and is a predicted model, not a curated record. Lineage: Eukaryota; Fungi; Ascomycota; Sordariomycetes; Hypocreales; Ophiocordycipitaceae.